AUGAAGGGGCGCCGCAGCGCCUCGACCGCGGCAGGCCACCACUCGCUGAUGGGAGCGCGUGAGCGCCAGGCGAGCUGCGCCUGUGCCGUGAGCAAGCCUGCCCCGUCAAGUAGCAAAGGCACGUACAGUGCAGAGUUGGUGCCUUCGCGCAGGGCUAGGGUUGGGGGAGCACUAGUGGUGUAUUGGAACAGCGCCGGCGCUGGUGCGAGCUGGAAGGGUGUGGCGUCCAAACUGCGUCCAAGCUGGGAUGAAGAGGCAGAACGCCUGAAAGCGAGUCUACCGGUCUUAGUGUUGCCGGUGAUACCGGCCUGGCCACUUACUGUCAGGAUGGCAAAGUCAAUUGGCGAGAAUUUGCAUAUCGGAUAG
Molecule: messenger RNA, 366 nt
Organism: Symbiodinium sp. CCMP2592
Lineage: Eukaryota; Dinophyceae; Suessiales; Symbiodiniaceae
Source: the annotation of a GenBank genome assembly